Molecule: messenger RNA, 6391 nt
Organism: Salmo salar (Atlantic salmon)
Lineage: Eukaryota; Metazoa; Chordata; Actinopteri; Salmoniformes; Salmonidae
Source: RefSeq, a predicted model, not a curated record
CACGUGAUUGUGUAGCAGCUGCAUGACUGAGAGGGCUGUUCCUGGAGGAGCGAGAACAAGACCGAGAGAAUGAGAGAGAACGAGAGAUAGAGAGAGCAAGACAGAGAGAGGGAAUGAGAGAGAGACGGAGCGUGAAGAAGAAAGAGGGAGAGUGUGAAAGGGAAAGAGAGCGUGAGAGAAAAGAUAAUGCCAGCAGGAAGAACAGGGAGCCGGUAUGAACCAUGAGUCAAAGUCGCGGUCAUUAGGAAUGAUCUCCACGGCAUCUCGCACCACGGCGACGGUCAGCCCUCUUACCCCGCUAGCCAACGGGAGUGUGGCUGCUCAGUCUGCUCACUCCGGAUUCGCUGCCGCUCUCCGUCAACUGGCCAAACAGGCUGAAGACCCCAGAGGUUCUUCUCCCAAUAGUGAGUCUCCAGUCUCCUCUCCAGCCACCAGUCUCAGUUCUCCAGUCAACACUCCUAAGAGGGGGUUGUCAGGACCACUCCAGACCCCAAUUCGGGGACACAGCCUUCCCUCCACCCCUUCUGUAGUCACUAUCGCCCCCACUCCCACCAAGACCGGCAGCAUUCUCUGGAGAGGAGAAGGGCGCCAGGCUGAGUUGGGUGUUCGGGGGGUGAGUAGGGAGCUUGUGGGAUCUGAGCCCAGCCUUCCCCAGGAGAAAGGGGCUCAUCCUGUCCUCUCUCCUCACAUCCUGGCUCACCCAUCCUACCCCUUCAGCCUCACCCCCAGCUCUGUCAUGCAGGACCGGCGACUACAGGGCCUCAGUCUACCUGGUCAGGUACAACCUGCAGUUCACUCAGGGGCUGUCCAAGAGGAGUACCUAAGAGGACUCCGCCCCUUCGCCACCUCUGAUGACCUCCGCCUGCGCUCGCUGCCCCUGGGGCUCGACCCCACCACUGCUGCCCACGUUACUGCUGCUGCUGCCUACUACCACCCUGCCUACCUCCACCACCUACACAGGAUGGAGGAGUCUUUGUGUCUUUCUGCACUACGGUCUCAGUUCUACUCUGUACCAGCAGGGGGGGCUUUCCCUCACCUCCACCCCUCUGCCCUCCACAUGCACAUGCCUGGGGCACGCUACCCUGGGGAGUUCAGCCACACACAGAGUGCACUGGCUGAGAGAAUACAGAUGGAGGAAGAGCUUCGCCAACGAGAGAGGGAGCGAGAGCGUGAACGAGAGAAACAGAGGGAGCGUGAGCUUGAACGGGAGAGAGAGAGAGAGCGGGAGAGAGAGAGGGAGACAGAGAUGGAAAGACAGAAGGAUAGGCAGAGGGAGAGAGAGAGGGAGAGACAGAUGGUGAGAGCGGUGAAGAGCCAAUACCUUGCUGAGCUGAAGGCUCUCACGGCUCUGCCGGAGGACAGGGUCAGACCUGGGGAGAGGCUGACACCUAACAGACUGGAUAAGCCCAACCUCCCUGCCCUUCCAGUACCUAAACCUCUACAGCCAGGCCUCCAGUCAGCCCCUCACCUCAUGCCCAGCCUGGUGCCCUCUCAGAUGGGGAACACACACACUGCCUCAGCCUCUUCCGGGGGGCUCCAUGGAACACUGAUCUCUGCCAUAAUGCUCCAACAGGCCAAUGGGGAGGAGCGCAGGUUGGCACGUCAACGCCGGCAGGGGCAGGAGAGGGAGGUGUGGCCAUCUGGGGAAGGGGUGGAGCCUAGGAGAGACAGCUACAGAUCCAACGCCAGCCAACGUGACACAGGCAACAGAGAAUCUCAACCUUACCUAGGAGCCCCACCUCCACUCAUCUCACCCAAACCUCACCUCCUCCCCCCUGCCCCUUCCACUACCCUCUGGAACCCUGCCUCCCUCACUGAGACCCCCCCAGACCCCUUUUUCAGGUUCGACUCCCCUGUUAAUCCAUCUCGCUCCCCUCCUGACCUGACCAGAGCCGAGCGGUCCCCCAGCUGGGAGAGGGGAGAGGAUGGGUGCAGGAAGAGGGGGAAGGGCCCAGAGAGGUUCUCGUCUGUCAGGGGACCCAUUCUGCAGGAGCCUGGCCUCUGGGGCUGGGCUGAGCUUGAAAGAUCCACUCACAGUCUCCACCACCACCACCAUAACCACCACCUUAACCAGCUCCACCAGAGUGGUUCGCUGUCCAUCUCCUCUCCCAGCCCCAGCUCCAACCUGGGGGUCCAGCACCACGCCAGCUCCCCAUCUCCCUCCAUGGACCUCCAGAGGUCUGAACGGCCAGGCCAGGAGCCUCAGAACCCAGUGGUGUACGAUGAGAUCCUCCAGCAGCACCGCAGGCUUGUCAGCAAGCUGGACCUGGAGGAGAGCAGGAGGAGAGAGGCCAGGGAAGGAGGGUAUGACUAUGAUCUAGAUGAGUGGUAUGAUGACAGUGAUGAGGAGGAAGUGAGGGCCCACCUCAGAAGGGUAGCAAAGCAGCCCCCGUUAAAACUGGACACAUCCUCAGAGAAGGUGUGUUUCCUGCGUGUGUAUGGCCUGACCACGCUGGCCCAUCGUGACCAGCUGCUUCAUCAGAAGAGGAGGAAGAGGAGGAGGAUGUUGAGAGAGCGCAGCAUCUCCCCUCCAGCAGUACGAGGCAAGAGGAAGACCUCUCCGCCUCCUGUGGCACCCACUCCCACCCUCAGCACCAUUCUCACCCCAGAGGAGAUGAACUGCUCCCCUCACCUGGAGGACAAGAAACACUUCCUCAACAUGUUCAGCCUGUCCCAUGUGACCAACCAGCAGAGGAGAGAUAAGGAGAAGAUGGAGGGGUUGUUGAAGGCUAUAAAGCUGAAGAGUGUGACGUUGGACACCAUCAGAUACAACCCAUUACCCCUCUGUAGAAGCCCCCCUGUUUCCGCAACUGGCGAAUCAAACGGACUCCACUACUCAGACUCCCCAAGCCCCUCGCCCUCCUACCCCCACCACCCCAACAACCUCCACACAGACCCACUAAAACCAUCCACCCCUCCACCCAGCCAACCGCCUCCCCUGGCCCCCGACCCCAACAGGAAAGGACUGGAUGGAAGUCACCCAGCUAAGAGGCUCCAGUGCCUCCAGAAUGGAGCAGGCCACCCUGGCCAUCAUCCUCAACAGAAGGUGCCCCUGGCUGUGCAGAACGGGCAGAACAAACCCUGGGAAAGAUUCAUCCCGAAGGACUUCCACCAGUCUGUGUUGCAGUCUACCCACAAGACACUGAGUGGCUCCACCCGCGUUCCAGAGUCCAGUAUAAAGUCUGAGCCCUCAGUGCCCUACAACAUCCCCCCACUGAAGAGACCAGCCCUCCUCAACACAUCCCUACACCCCACCAACGGGCAUCACCCUUACCCCUCUCCACCCCACCAUGUACCCCUUGGCGUACGGGAUGAGCUGUCAGAGGAAGAGGAUGAGGAGGAGGAGGAGGGAGAAGCCCCUAGGAAGUGGAGGGGCAUAGAGUCAGUCUUUGAGGCGUAUCAGGAGUAUGUGGAUGAGCGGGGUAUAGAGAGACAGGUUCUCCACAGUCAGUGCCGGAGGCUGGAGACUCAGAACUACACUCUCAGUCUGACAGCUGAACAACUCUCACACAGCAUGGCGGAGCUGGUGAGUCAGAGACAGAGGGUGAGAGAUGAGAGAGAGAGGCUGCAGGCUCAGCUGGAGCACUUCAGGAAGUGUCUGACCAUUCCCAACGUGCACUGGGGCAAGGGGCAGGCCAAAGUUCGCCCCUCCCCGGUGACCCCCUACCCUGCUCCAGACCGACAGACAGACAGACAGACAGACCGACGACCGAUGAACGAUGGAGAGACAGAGGACACUGAAUUGGUUCCCAGUCAGAGGCAGAGGGGGAAGAGAGCUCUGGACUGGGAAGGAAGACAGGAUGAUAGAAAGGGAGGAGGGAGAAAAGGAGGACAGGCCCUGUAACCUCACAUGCCACUCUCCUAGACUUUGUAGUGUGGUCAGACUCACCACUGGUGAAAGACUGGUAGUCUAAAAGCUAAAGGACAUAGCUACAUAAGGGUAUGGCAUAGUAUUGGGACACACUUUAACCAAUCGUAGACUUUGGGAUGAAUACAAUGAGCAGUCAUAUGUCCUCCCUUUCUCUCUCAAUGGUCUGGAAGGGUUUGGAACCAAUAGCCAGCCAACCAACCACUGAACUGAAAGGACUUGAAUCAGCCAAGAUGCACUUAAAGACCUAGAAGAGCUACUAGUGAUCAUACUAGUGACAGUACUGUUGAAACUACCUAGAACUAAAAACUGUGUUGUAGAGCUUUUACUAUUCUGGAGCUUUUUUCACUUGGGUUCAUGGACUAGCAAAAACACAGGUGUAGAAUAUUUAAGACAGUGUUUCUAUAAGGAAAUAACUGGAGGUUUUGAAAAAUAUUUUUUUAAAUAAGGUUAAAUAAAUCUUUAUAGGAUUUAGAAGUCUCAGUUAUGUUUUUAAUAAUUAUGCCAUUGAUAAUGUAAAUAGCCUACCUAUUAAGCCAGAAUGUUGUAUGUUUUUAUUAUUUUAAAUAUUGUUAUUUAAAUGCCUGCUUUAGAAUAAACAUUUGAGGUAAAAACAAGAUGCUUGGGAUAAUUUUGUGCUGUUGUUGGCCAGUAUGAAAUAUUUAAAGAGGUAAACAUUUUAGAAGCGCUGUAUGUUAAAGGCUCUCCAUAAAGUUGUGUUCUAUGUCAUCACGUAAUUGCUCUCGAGCCCCUGCAGCUGUGCGCAAAGACAUGCACGUGCUUGGGCUUACUCUACAACCUCAUUGGACAAUGCUAUGUCGAUCUGAUCCCGCCUCCCACUUUAAACAUUUUGGGGAGGUGAGAAAGAAGUACCCUGGAGCAGGUCCUUGUCGUUCUGCAGCCCUAGGUGAGACCAAAAAAUGCUGACCCCUGCAAAACUAGAAUAAUCCCCGUAAGCAAAAUGACAUUGCAAAUACGUAUUUUGAAGACGGUGAAGUUAGGGUAAAUGUAGGUUCUGAAUGAAAGGUGAAAAUGUAUUUUUCGUAUGUUUAAAAUACAUAUUUUCCCAGGAUGUUGAAAAGGCGUCUUUUCUGGACGUUGAAAAAUGUGUUUUCCGGACGUUGAAAUCAGAUCCGUGCAGAUGAGGGAGAGGAGACAAGGAAAUGAAACCACUGUGUACUAUGUCAACUGUAAUAUCUGAGAAUAUGUCUGACCAAAGAGAGUAAAGGACAUUGAACUAUAGAAGAACGGUAGAAAGCUUCGAGUAUUUACGCCCUCUUCUGACCAGCCCUGGUAUGACACUUUAUUGGUCAAUUCCACACACGUUCCAAACAAAAUGUUACUUCUCCGAAAGACACACGCAUACAUACAGGUUUUGGAGAGGUGCGACGGGCUGCCACAUUGUGGACCGGGGAACUGUUGUUGUGGGGGGUUAAGUGCCUUGAUCAAGGGCACAACGCCAGAUAAUGGCAUCUAGGAUUUGAUGCCAGCAACACACCGGUUGCCAGCUCACUUACUCCAGGAUAUUUUUCCGGAGAACUGGCAAACCUCCGGUUGCUGACUUGCCUCUCUAACCGCUAGGCUACCUGUCGCCCCUCUGAUUCUGGUGCUGCUCAGUCAAAAUGCUUUAAAGCUCACAAGGGGGACUGAGCAUUUGUACACUCCAGGGAAAGUGGAAAUAAUCAGGCCACAAACCAGUAGUAAAACAGAUGAUUUUAAAGGAGUUUGUUUUCAUAUUUUUGUUUAUUUCUUUAUUAAAGUUACAAGGGAAGCACAUUUAUUCAUUAACUUAUUUGCCUUUAAAAAUGUGGGAAUUUCUGGUCUUCUACAUCCUUAAAGGAUUAAAACAAAUCCAACAAAACAUUUCAAAUACAGUAUAUAUAUCUAUUAUUGAAAGGGAGUUAAUACACAUACUGUAAUGACUGUGUCCUGACGCUAAAUAGCUAUAGGGAAAGGGUCCAGUCCACUCACUGAUUGUUGCUUCCAACUCAGCGAACAGUGAGAGCAGACAUUACCUAUUUUCUUCAGAUGUUCGUUGUUCUGCUUUUGUGCAGAAUACAUGUUUUUCCUCAAAUUGUGCUCAAUUUGCUAAUAGCCAACAAAGUUACACACUAUGGCUGUUCUCUUGUGUUAACCAUUACAAUACAUGUAAUACAGUGUCUGGUGCCCAUGUUAUUGAGCCACAGUUAGCAUAAUGCUAAAACUACACUCAAUGUAUUAGGAUGCUAAUGCUAACUCCAACCAUCUCAAUGCUGAGGCUUUCCCAUGUCAGUACAGACAUGGGAAUGCAAUAUUAUUUCUCAAAGAAAUGUCAUUUUCCUGUUCUUAUUUUAAUGGAGGCAAAAGACAAAUUACAGGCAAAUAUCAACAAUAGCUUCAUCAUCGUGUGGGGUCUGUUCUGUCAUCUGUAACUUCACCCUGCACCCCAAUACUUAAUGAUGUUGACUAUAUUAUUAUACAUUUGACAGUUGUUGUAUUUUGUGAAAAUGAAAACAAAGGGAUUAAAUAAAUGGUGAUUCAAUU